Molecule: messenger RNA, 2265 nt
Organism: Zingiber officinale
Lineage: Eukaryota; Viridiplantae; Streptophyta; Magnoliopsida; Zingiberales; Zingiberaceae
Exons: 11
Coding region: 185-1915 (576 amino acids)
Source: RefSeq, a predicted model, not a curated record
GGGCGGACCGGCAGAGGCGGAGCGACCGAUGGGGGCAACAGGACCAAAGCAAGCCGAGAAGCCUCCAUUCUUCCAAUCCUCCAUCUGUGGCCGAGGCGGUGCCCUAUUUAGCGGAGAUUUCCACGCUCCGAGAAGCGCGAGGGAGCCGCUCCUCAGCCUCUUCUAGAACAAUCAUCAGCGUCUGAUGGUCUCCUCGCAGUUUUUCUCCCCGGGAAUGCUCCUCUCAAGCGACACGCCGCAUCGACUCUCCGCCGUCGCCCGCCCGUCUUCCUGCCGCUCCAGGCCUUCCAGGUGGCCGAGAUUCUCGCCUCCCGCUUCCUCUACCAAAGCUUCUUGGGCUGAUCUGAGUGGAAGCUCAAAUGACGGCGUCGGAGGCUGGUUCCUCCCUAGACGCCGAACGAUCGAGGAAAUGAAAUAUGCGGGGCCGAGACUUCACUUCGUAACCCUUGGGGCUUCUGCAGCGAUUUUUUGGGCCGCGCUCACGUAUUUCUGUCAGUUAAAGAAAGGCUUUAAGUUUUGCUUUACUAUUCCACCAAAUGUGAUUCAAGAGAAGUUGAUGCCAUUAACGUCUGAAAAACAUCCAGAAGGGGAUGUUGCAUCCUCCAAAUCUAAUGUUGAUCAGAUUUCAGAGUCCAAGGUUGAGGAAGAAGAGUUGAAUGGGAAUGCUUUAGCAGAACCUGGAGGGAGAAAAGAAGUUGCUAUUCCAGUUGCACCCGACAUCAUUCAACAGGAAGCUGUAUCUGUCUUGAUAAAGCUGAAGAUUAUGGAAGAUGAUGUCAUUGCUGAGGAAUUGUGUACCAGGAGCGAAUAUGCAAGAUGGUUUGUCAAAAUCAAUUGUUUAGAAAGGAACCCAAAAUACAAGAUACUCUCAAAGCCUGUGAUUGUUGGUCCAGUCAUUACAUUCUUUGACGAUGUGAAUCCUGACAACCCUGAUUUUUGGUACAUUCAGUCACUUGCAGAAGUCGGCAUAGUCCUCAGCAAACUCUCUGCUUUGACCUCUACUAGCACAUUGGACAAUGGUGUUAGCGGCCAAAAAAAUUUUCAAUUUUUACCACAAAGUUUCCUAUCACGAUUUGAUCUUCUAAACUGGAAAGCUCUCUUAGAAUAUUCACUCCCCUCUAAAUUUGAUGAGGAGAUGUUAAGAAAUGAAGUGAACAUUCUUGAUAUUACCACCGAUAGAGAUGUAUCACCACAUAUAUUGGUAGAUCUGAUGGCCGGUGACAACAGCAUAACAAGAAGAACUUUUGGUAACAUUAGACGACUUCAACCAUGCAAACCUGUGACCAAAGCACAAGCAGCAGUAGUAUUGACUAGUGGCAGAAUGGCAGAGGCAAUUCAACAUGAAAUAUCAAGACUCGAGGCUGAAAAGAUGUCUAGGCUACAUGACGAGGAGGAAAUCAAAUCUGAGUUGAUACAAAAAGGUGAUAUACAGAGGUUUUGGCAGGGGGAGUUAGAAAAAGAACAGGAUCGAUUUUUAGUGGUCGAAAAGGAACUCAAAGUUGCAUUGCUCAGUCUGGAGAAUGAGAAAAAAGCUCUAAAUGACAGUCUAAUUGACUAUGUAAAAGAGAAAGGAGCACUCUCCUGUCGUGAAAAACUGCAAAAAUGUCUGAAAGAGGAAGUUGAUCAAAUGUAUGAUAAUCUCUCAAGUGAGAGAGCUGAUCUUUUAUCUGAGCAGCAAAAUUUGGAAAGAUACUCUGCUGAACUAUGUGCAAAGCAGGAUGCAGUUGUUGAAGCUAAAUCAAUCUUGGAAGCCGAAAAAGAAGCUAUCAGGAUUGUUAGGUCUUGGGUGGAGGAAGAAGCAAUGCAAAUGCGGAGUAGAGCUGAUGUCCUCGAACAAGCUGUACUGAGAUGGCGAUACAACAGCGGGUCUGGGCAUUCGCAGAAUUUUUCAUCCAACAGCGAGUGCUCAGAUUGAAAUUAAUGUGGGAGACAGGCAUCAAUAUCAUAGCUUGUAUUCGCCUUCUUUUUGUUGUAUAUUUGGUGCCUUAGUUGAUAAUGGUUCCUCCAUCCAUCGAGAGUUUUUGUUUAAGUAUGGCAAAACCUGGUCGGCAAAUUGUUAUUAGGAUAUCUUGUCUUGUGGUACUCCUCAUAGCUUAAGUUGGAGCUAGUUUCUUCAAGCUUGAUGUCGAAGGUUCCCCUGGGUUAUGGAAGAAUAAUGCAUCGCAUUGCUCUUGUUUACAUGGUCUUACUGUAUUAAGUAUACAAAUUUGUAACAACAAAUCAAUCAUUUGACGUAUAUCAGUUAUCUUGCUCAUUUCUUUUUAA